Molecule: messenger RNA, 7210 nt
Organism: Nerophis ophidion (straightnose pipefish)
Lineage: Eukaryota; Metazoa; Chordata; Actinopteri; Syngnathiformes; Syngnathidae
Product: neurabin-2-like
Exons: 11
Coding region: 283-2445 (720 amino acids)
Biological process (GO): calcium-mediated signaling; neuron projection development; actin filament organization
Cellular component (GO): dendrite; postsynaptic density; actin cytoskeleton
Molecular function (GO): actin filament binding
Source: RefSeq, a predicted model, not a curated record
AGCCAAUGCUGCGUCUGUGGGAGUACGCCCUUUGACGGGCAGGCGCUAGGACCCGGCGGAGGCCUCCUCCAUGCAGCAGCAGCAGUAGUGAAAGGGACCAGAAAUCCGCUGCUGGCUGCCAGAGGAGAUCGCAAUGAUGCUGCCGUCAAAAAAGGAUUAAAAACCCGGAGCAUCAACCCGCCGCCGCCGGUGGAAACGUAGACCCGGAGGAGGAGGAGAGGGGGCGGGGGGGAGACAUGCCGUCGCAGAGCAUCCGUGGAGACGCCUGAGUGGACCCCCACCAUGAUGAAGACAGAAGCCCCCAGCAAGAGCUCCACUCUCAGGAGCGCCUCCCCGCACAGGAGCGCCUACGAGGCGGGGAUGCAGGCCCUCAAGCCCGUGGCGGACUGCGCCGCCGCCAACGGGGACGUACGGCCGGACGGCCCCCGCGGGCGCCGCUACGGAUCCAACGUGCACCGCAUCAAGAACAUGUUCCAGCAGCUGCAGACCCCGGGCGAGGCCGAGGCCGAGGAGGACGCCAAGGAGGCCGACAAAGCCGUGCGCCUGUCCCUGCCCAGGGCGGGCAGCCUGAACGAGAACGUGGACCACAGCGCCCUCCUCAAGCUGGGCUCCACCGUCUCCGAGCGGGUCAGCAAGUUCGACCCCAAGCCCGACAACGGGCACCAGCGGGCGUCCUCCAAGCUGCAGGAGACGCGGCGCAUCUUCGAGCAGGACAAGCUGGCCACCACCCGGGUCCUGCUCAAGUCCGACAAGGGCCCCGGCCUGCAGGAGGGCCGGCUGGACAUGAUGGCGCGCUUCAACGGCAGCACCGAGUCCCUGGACAGCCUGGACGCCGGCGAGGCCGUGUCGCCCACCGUCAGCCAGCUCAGCGCCGUCUUCGAGCGGGCGGCCGAGCUGCGCAACAACCUCAACCGCCUCUCGUCCACGCCGCCGCUGCCCUCCCGGGGGGUCAGCAACAACGCCAAGGUGGGCGUGCUCAACUCCAAGGUCAUCACCAAGCGGGCCGGCGCUCUGGGCGAGGAGAAGGACCAGGAGGCACGAGCCAGGAGCCUGAAUGACGGUCAGAAGGAGGCGGAGCAGCACGGGGCCAAGAUGGUGUCGGACGCCGGCGUGGAGGCCAAAGCGGAGCAGCUGGAGGAGGCCGGCGACGCGGCGAGGACGGAGAACGGGGAAAGCCAAGUGCUGGGACUGGCCGGCGCGGAGGGUAGCAGGACUCUGGGAGACCACCACGACCACGACCACGACGAAGGAAGCCAGGAGGAGGACGAGGAGGACGACCGCUACGAGGCCGAGUCCAGCUGCGUGGACAUCGCCGGGCUGCCCGCCGAGGAGGACCCGCCCCCUUCCAGGAAGAUCCGCUUCAGCUCGGAGCCCAUCAAGGUGUUCGCCACCUACCCCAACGAGGACUACGACCGGCGCAAUGAGGACGUGGACCCCAUGGCGGCGUCGGCGGAGUACGAGCUGGAGAAGAGGGUGGAGAGGCUGGACCUGUUCCCUGUGGAGCUGGAGAAAGACCAGGACGGCCUGGGCAUCAGCAUCAUCGGCAUGGGCGCCGGGGCCGACAUGGGCCUGGAGAAGCUGGGCAUCUUCGUCAAGACAGUCACCGAGGGCGGGGCGGCGCAGCGGGACGGCAGGAUCCAAGUCAAUGACCUGAUCGUGGAGGUGGACGGCACCAGUUUGGUGGGAGUCACCCAGACCUUUGCCGCCUCGGUGCUGAGGAACACGUCAGGAACCGUCAAGUUCUUCAUGGGGCGAGAGAAGCCGGGCGAGCAGAGUGAGGUGGCCCAGCUCAUCCAGCAGACUCUGGAACAGGAGCGCUGGCAGAGAGAGAUGCUGGAGCAACGCUACAAUCAGUACAUGGAGGAGCAGGAGGGUGGCGAGUACGGCACGGACGAGGAGGACGAGGACGAGGACGACGUCAGCCCGCAGUACACCGGCGCCAUUGAGGUGUUCGACCUGGCGGAGAACGAGGACCUGUCGCCCCUGGAGACGGACCCUGAGAAACUGGCCCAUAAAUACAAAGAGCUCCAAAUCAAACACGCGGUGACGCAGGCGGAGAUCCAGCAGCUGAAGAGGAAGCUGCAGCACGCCGAGCAGGAGCGUCAGCGCUGGCGGGCGGACAAGAGCCAGCUGGAGCAGACCCUGCAGGAGAACAAGGAGCGCAUGGAGAAGCUGGAGGGCUACUGGAUGGAGGCGCAGAGUCUGUGCCAGGCCGUGGACGAGCACCUGAAGGAGACCCAGGCCCAGUACCAGGCUCUGGAGCGCAAGUACGGCAAGGCCAAGCGCCUCAUCAAAGACUACCAGCAGAAGGAGGUGGAGUACCUGAAGAAGGAGACCCAGCGAUGCACCGAGGCCUCCAUCCUCCAGGAGGAGUCGGGUCAACUGCAGGAUCAGGUGGCAGACUUGGAGUGUCAGGUGUCGGAGUUGAAGUCCGAACCUUUAUGAGGAAGAAAGGAGCGCACAAGGAGCUGCAGGGUAUCUCUCGUCUCGCAUCCUCUGACGUAUCACCUCCACCUCCGGCCUCAAACUUCAAACCCUCACUUUCUAGUUGCUCCCCAAAGCCCAAAAAACUCCAGUAUUACAAACAAACCCUAAUUUGUGAAUUUUUUUUUCUUGGUUUUUGGGUGACAACAUUGGGCUUUUUGCUUUUUAAUGGCGAAAAGAAAAGAAAAGGAAAAGCCCCUCCUUGGAUCUUUCUAGUUUUUUGAGCUUUUUUCCAGCGUACGGAUGUCAUUAAGUGUUUUAACAAGAGUUUUAAUAUAACCUGAAGUCUAAUUCGACUAGUUCGGGGGUCGGCAACCCAAAAUGGUGGAAGAGCCGUAUUGGACCAACAAUACGAAAGCUGCAAAACAAAUUUAAAAGCCAUAUUACAUACAGAUAGUGUGUCAUGAGAUAUAAAUUGAAUUAAGAGGACUUAAAGGAAACUAAAUGAGCUCCAAGUCAAUAACAUCAACAAAACUCACCUUUCUGCAUUCAUGCACAGCGUUAAAAGUUUGACAAAAUGAGACAGAAAAAGAAGUGGCAUAAAACACGUCCUAGAACAGGGGUAGGGAACCUAUGGCUCUAGAACCAGAUGUGGCUCUUUUGAUGACUGCAUCUGGCUCUUAACACCAUAAGUCAUGAAUAAUUCCACUUUUAAUCACAGUGUUAAAAAUAACGUUCAAAAUAUAAAACAUUCUCAUACUUUUUUUUUGUUCAAGGAGUUGCAUUAAUGGUAAGAAGUCAUUUAUUUAUUAUUGGUUAGUGUGGAGCUUGUUGCCCUCCUGGGGGUUCUUCAGACCACCAAGAGCCUGUUUUAGGGUUACAAUAUUGUUUUAUUUUAGUUUUCUCUCAGUUGCUUUACAGCAAUUCUCUUUUUCUCUUUCGUCCUCACUCGCGCUCUGGCUCCAGCUCCAACCCUGUCUCUCCUUCUGGCUGCUGCUUAUAACAGAGCGACAUGAGAUUAGAUAAAAAAGGCCCAGGUGGGCCGUCUACGCACCUGUCGCUGAUUUCGAGGCCGGUCCUGGCAACAUCCUGCUUUGCUGCAGGCCACGCCCCCUCCACAGUUAGCUUCAGAAUUAUUAUAAAGAAUAAGAGACCUAUUAUACUCUGGAAAUGUUGGUCUUACUUAAAAAUGCACGCGUUUAGUUGUGUUCACUGUUAAAAAAAAUAUUAUAUUGCUCUUAGGGAAAUACAUUUGAAAAUAUUUGGCUUCUUGGCUCUCUCAGCCAAAAAGGUUCCCGACCCCUGUUCUAGAAAGUCGGAGAAAGUUGUACAUGUAAACAAACCACGGUGAGUUCAAAGACCUCCAAAAUGAGUAGGACAAAACGGCGCUGGCCAAAUGCUUGAAUCAGUGAAGCAUGUUUAAUAUAAACAUUGUGCUUUAUAACAAUUAGGCAGGUUUGUGUCAUGUUUGUCUUCCUACACAAACCGUAUUAAAACAAAAUAUAUAUUUUUUCCCUUCAUCUUUUUCCAUUUUUCAUACAAUUUUGAAAAAGCUCCCGAGAGCCGCAGGUUGCCGACCCCGUUCUAGUCAAAUCUGCAGAGAUUUUUAAUAUAACCUGAAGUCUAAUUAGACUAGAUUGAGGUGUGGCGUGACGCCGAGAGAUUAAAAAAAAACAAAAAAAAACAACCGGAGCCGCCGAGAGAACAAUAAGCGUCGUGUAACCAUGGCAACCACCUGCUGCCUACCUUUGAGAAGUGUUUUUCCUGUAUUAUUCCUAUUUUUUACAUACGGACUCGCAAGUAAGAAGGCGUUUGUCCAAGUCCGGAACCAGCAGCUGCACGCGAGUGCGGCGUGUGGCAGCAAGACGCGGGGGGACGGAGAAGAACGUAACACACUGCCUGAACGGAGCCGAACUUUACAUUUAGAAAGGAGCAAACUAAGGGUGUAACGGUACCUCUGUUUGUAUUGAAGCCUUUCGGUUUGGUGCGGAGGUGGCAUCGAACGAGUAGCGUCGAGCAGGGGUCACCAACGCGGGCACCAGGUCGCCCGUAAGGACCAGAUGAGUCGCCCCCCGCUGGCCUGUUCUAAAAAUAGCUCAAAUAGCAGCACUUACCAGUGAGCUGCCUCUAUUUUUUAAAUUGUAUUUAUUUACUAGCAAGCUGGUCGACAUUUUUAAUUCUAAGAGAGACAAAACUCAAAUAGAAUUUGAAAAUCCAAGAAAAUCUUUUAAAGACUUAGUCUUCACUUGUUUAAAUAAAUUCAUAAAUUUUUUUACUUUGCUUCUUAUAACUUUCAGAAAGACAAUUUUAGAGAAAAAAUACAACCUUAAAAAUGAUUUUAGGAUUUUUAAACACAUAUACGUUUUUACAUUUUCAAUUCCUUCCUCUUCUUUCCUGACAAUUUAAAUCAAUAUUCAGGUAAAUUUAUUAUUUUUAUUGUAAAGAAUAAUAAAUACAUUUUAAUUUAAUUCUUCAUUUUAGCUCCUGUUUUUUCGACGAAGAAUAUUUGUGAAAUACGUCUUCAAACAUAUGAUUAAAAUUCAAAAAAAUUAUUCUGUCAAAUCUAGAAAAUCUGUAAAAUCAAAUUUAAACUUUAUUUCAAAGUCUUUUGAAUUUCUUUUAAAAUUUUUGUUCUGGAAAAUUUAGAAGAAAUAAUGAUUUGUCUUUGUUAGAAAUAUAGCUUGGUCCAAUUUGUUAUAUAUUCUAACAAAGUGCAGAUUGGAUUUUAACCUAUUUAAAACAUGUCAUCAAAAUUCUAAAAUCAAUCUUAAUCAGGAAAAAUUACUAAUGUUCCAUAAUUUUUUUUUUUCAUUUUUUCCAAAAGAUUCGAAUUAGAUAAUUUUAUCUUCAUUUUUUUCGGUUGAAUUUUGAAUUUUAAAAGAGUCGAAAUUGAAGAUAAUCUAUGUUUCAAAAUUUAAUUUUCAUUUUUUUUUUCUGUUUUCUCCUCUUUUGAACCGUUCAAUUUAGUGUUUUUUUCAUCAUUUAUUCUCUACAAAAAACCUUCCGUAAAAGGAAAAAAAUGUACGACCGAAUGACAGACAGAAAUACCCAUUUAUAUAUAUAUAUAUAUAUAUUUAUUAUUAAAGGUGAAUUGAGCAAAUAGGCUCAAUUCACCUUUAAUAAUUUUAAUAAAUUCUUUCAUAAUUUAUUUAAGUGUGUAUCAAACUGGUAGCCCUUGGCAUUAAUCAGUACCCAAGAAGUAGCUCUUGCUUUCAAAAAGGUUGGUGACCCCUGGCGUAAACAAUACUCAAAAUGCCGGACAUUUGAGGCAUUUAAGAAACUCCACCCGGACAGCCCCACAAAAGAGGACGUCCAGUGAAAAGAACUUGCGUGUAUUUUCAAUGUACGUUCAGGGUUAAGAAGGGGUUAAAAACAAAACAUAUUGUGCACGCAGCAACUUUGGUGAGGGAGGGGAAGAGAGCGAGAGAGUUAUGAUAAACGCGGGUUCUGCUCUUUAUCCAUUGAUUUAUCCGAUUUAAUUUAUUAUCUAUAGCAGGAGUGUCAAAAGUGUUCCCCGGAGGACGUUUGCGGCCCACAGCUAAUGUUUUAAAGGUCCACGGCACAUUCUAAAAAUACUUUUAAAAUAAAAAAAAAACAUGAUAAAAGUGAAAUAAAACAGCUUGAAGGUUAAAUGUCAUUUAUGUUGACUAAUAAAACAAAGCUGUUUUUUUUCUUUCAAACUGUCAUUGCUCAAAACAUAAUAUUGAAUCAAAAUGGAUAUUAUUAUGAAUUAUUGAGCUAUCCAAGGUUCCCAUUACUUCACAUCAAAUAUUUUACUAGGAAAAAUAUUUUUGGUGGAAGAUUUUGCAAAUUUGGUAAACAAAUAACUAGGGAUGCACCGAAAUGAAAAUUUGUGGCCGAAGCCGAAUAAAAUUUAAACGCUUGGCCGAAUACCGAAUAAUGAACGCAGUUUUUCACAAUUUUUUUAAUAUUGCAUAAAUAGCCUAGAAUAAAUAUUUAGACAUGUUUUUCAAAUAAAGUAAUUUUUUAUUGAAUAUUGACAUUUUUUUAAUAAUCCAGUAGCCUUUGCUUUUCAAAAAAAAGCACAAAGUUUUUCAUUUAUAUUAGGCCUUCAAACAAAACAUGCAUUCCAAAAAAAAAAAAUAAAGUGCAUUAAAGUGGAUAAACCCACAACAAAUGAAUUAUUGUCCUUUUGGCAAAAGUCUGCUUAGCCACAGUAGAUAUGCUAAUAAUGUAAACAGAAGGCUCAAGUAAAUCUCAAUUAAGUGUGUGCUUGUAACCUCAUACACUUAUACAGGUAGCCUACACAACAGGCUAAUAAUGUAAACAGAGGCCCCACUAAAUCUCAAUUAAGUGUGUGCUUGUAACCUCAUACACUUAUACAGGUACACAACAUAUCCCAACGUCACUGCACGUUGGUUGAUUGCGUCACACGCCACUAUUCGGCCUUGUUUUUAACUCAUUCCACCGAAGGCCGAAUGUGGCUUUUUUUGCCAUAUUCGGCCGAGUAUAUUCGGUUACCGAUUAAUCGGUGCAUCCCUACAAAUAACCCCAAAAAUUAUAUUUUGUUGUUUUCUUACUGCUCUGAAAAUGAACCGAACCGUGACCUUUAAACCGAGGUACGUACCGAACCGAAAUGUUUGUGUACCGUUACACCCUUAGACUAAACUCAAUUCUGUGUCAUAUCAAGAAUACAUGGAAAAAAGUAAUAUAUCAGAAAAACCCGGCAUGGUUUUGAGUAUUUUUCUUAAUAAUAAUAAUAAUAAUAAGGCUUGUACAGUGCACAUGCUUUGCAUUGUUUUGUGGAUUAAACGGUCACCAGUGA